Molecule: messenger RNA, 2376 nt
Organism: Pteropus alecto (black flying fox)
Lineage: Eukaryota; Metazoa; Chordata; Mammalia; Chiroptera; Pteropodidae
Gene: GFOD2
Product: glucose-fructose oxidoreductase domain containing 2
Exons: 5
Coding region: 549-1706 (385 amino acids)
Biological process (GO): extracellular matrix organization
Cellular component (GO): extracellular matrix
Molecular function (GO): nucleotide binding
Source: RefSeq, a predicted model, not a curated record
CUGCCGUCCCGCCCCGCCCUUUCCAAAGCCCUCGGUUCCUUAGAAACCAGGCGGCGCGUUCCCGGUGCGGCGCGCUAGACUCUGGGGCCCGUGAGUCCCUACUAGCCUUCCUCACCGAGGGCUGGUGGCCAUUGGGACCCUUGUGGACCUAUGGUCUCCGGUGCGGAGCAGGGCGGGCAAUGCCAGUGUGCCAGAAAGAUCUCUUUGCAAUAUGAGGAAUGGAUGAAAGCAGGAAAUGAUGGAAGCCAGAGAGAACAAGUAGAAGGUUGUUGCAGUCAUCCAGCCUUGGACAGGAGUAGUAAAGAGAGCACAUGGAGCAAGAAGAAAAGAGGAUGCCUCUGACCAACCUCAAGAACUUCAGCAAGAAGGUGCUGGGGGCAGGAACAGGGGAGCCCAAAAGUGGCAUGGCACUCAGAAAUGACCAGAAAGGUGGGAGACUGUCAUAGAUGGGGAGAAAAGAGGAGCCAUGUUUGACCAGGACUGUGAGAUGGUCGUAUUCAUGCUGGAGGCUCUUGUGAGGAGAUGAGUUGGUGAACAGAGAAGCCAGCAUGAAGAUGCUCCCAGGAGUGGGCGUGUUUGGGACUGGCAGCUCCGCCCGGGUUCUGGUCCCACUGCUGAGGGCAGAAGGGUUCACAGUGGAGGCCCUUUGGGGGAAGACUGAGGAGGAGGCGAAACAACUUGCGGAGGAGAUGAACAUCAACUUCUACACCAGCCGGACCGAUGACGUCCUGCUGCAUCAAGAUGUGGAUCUGGUGUGCAUCAAUAUUCCCCCUCCACUCACCCGGCAAAUAUCUGUGAAGGCUCUAGGUAUUGGGAAGAAUGUGGUUUGCGAGAAGGCAGCAACUUCAGUGGAUGCCUUCCGGAUGGUGACAGCCUCGCGCUACUAUCCGCAGCUGAUGAGCCUGGUGGGGAACGUGCUGCGCUUCCUGCCUGCCUUUGUGCGCAUGAAACAGCUGAUUGCUGAGCACUAUGUGGGCGCAGUGAUGAUCUGCGAUGCUCGUAUCUACUCAGGCAGCCUACUCAGCCCUAAUUAUGGCUGGAUCUGCGAUGAGCUCAUGGGUGGUGGGGGCCUGCACACCAUGGGCACCUACAUUGUGGACCUGCUGACCCAUCUGACUGGCCGGAGAGCCGAGAAGGUCCAUGGGCUCCUCAAGACCUUUGUGAGGCAGAAUGCGGCCAUCCGUGGCAUCCGGCAUGUCACCAGCGAUGACUUCUGUUUCUUCCAGAUGCUCAUGAGCGGGGGUGUGUGCAGCACAGUAACACUCAACUUCAAUAUGCCAGGCACCUUUGUGCAUGAGGUCAUGGUGGUGGGCUCUGCGGGACGCCUUGUUGCCCGGGGAGCUGACCUCUAUGGGCAGAAGAACACUGCCACACAAGAGGAGCUGCUAUUGAGGGACUCGCUGGCUGUGGGCGUGGGGCUGCCCGAGCAGGGACCCCAGGAUGUCCCACUGCUCUAUCUGAAGGGCAUGGUCUACAUGGUGCAGGCCCUGCGCCAGUCCUUCCAAGGGCAGGGAGACCGCCGCACAUGGGACCACACCCCAGUCUCCAUGGCCGCCUCAUUCGAGGAUGGGCUAUACAUGCAGAGUGUGGUGGACGCCAUAAAAAGGUCGAGCCGAUCUGGGGAAUGGGAGGCUGUGGAGCUGCUGACGGAGGAACCCGAUACCAACCAGAACUUGUGUGAGGCGCUCCAGCGAAAUAACCUGUGAGCCUGCACUUGGGCUCUCUGCCAUAGGCAAAGGGGCCAGGGAGGGACCAGGAGCCGUGAUGGGAGGGCUUAGCACUAGCACAGAUGGUAUCUUUAACAGGUCAACUCAGGUAGGGUCCAGGUGAAGCCCAAAGCGGCCCCAAGAAAACGCCCCCUCCAGCACUCUUACUCCUCAGACUUGCAGGGCAGUGAAGGUCUUAUUGCCAUAGCUGAGAGGGCUAACACAACGUGUGUGCGGCGGAGCUGCCACUAGGUCUUUAUAAUGCUGGUGAGCAGGGCCAACAAGAGCUUGAGGUAGGAGCUGCUUCAGCCUAUUGGUGGUUCUAACUGGUUAAGAAAGCACAGCAGGGAGCCAGCUUUGCUGAUUCCUCAGGCCUGAGGAGAAAUGACUAGAAGCCUUGUUUCCAUGCCCUUCCUGGGCUUCUGACAUCUCAGGAAUGGUGAGGACAGCAAAGUCAUCCCUCAGGGAUCCACACCUGCCCACCCCCUGUGUGACCUUUCAGCCUCCAGGCUGCCUCUUCCCUGGCAGGUAGGAGGGGUCCUUCAUUGGGUGAGCUCUCAGAAGCUGUUAACCUAAGGCCAAGGACCCCUGAUUUGCAGAGAGGAGACAAGAGAGAGCCCUGGAAUAUCUGAUAAAUGUUAAUAAAUAAAUCAGAAAGUCUGACACUAUG